ACUUUGUGUUGCCAGCAAGCAAACCCUGACGGGUUGAAGACACGCUAGCCAGUUAGCUUACGAGGCUUUAUACCGUAGGCCUCUUACUAACUUGAGAAUUGUCGUUUUUCAGGCAUGAUUUUUUAGUGGCCGACACAAACGUUCACAGGUUGUGUUAAGGUGUGUUUUGAUAAAAAUAUAGAAAAGAUUUUCGAUUGCCCUGAUAAUCUAAUUGAUUAAUAUUAGAAAGGUAGCACUUGCAUCUGUAGCAAGUGAGCUAACGUUAGCUCGCUAGCUACCGACAUCAUAAACAAAACAAAAGAAUUUAUCCCCUGCCUCGAUAACGUAGAUAUAAAGUAAGGACUAACUUGGGCACACGACCUGCAUUUUAAAUAAUAUUUGUUCGAAGGUUUUCCUGGGAAUUAUUUAUUUAUUUAUGGUUUCCGAAUGACCACCUGUUCGGUAGAUAGCAUUACUGCAGCUGAAGUUGACCAAUUCUGUUGUGCAGCACAGGGUAUUUGUAUUUUAAUACGAGGCAGAAAGAAGCUUUCCCACUGUUUGUGUUAACACUGAAAUUAGGUGGUUGCGUUAACGCGGAAAUACUGCAGUGCAUUCUAGAAAUGCUAUAUUUUACUUAACAAUCCAUCAUUAGGUUACUGUCGCGAUGUCACCCAUGCCAGAAUGCAUUUACUCCCUUUAAGAUUUAUUGUGCAUUGUCUAUUUUCGUUUAACAACGAACAUUUAUGGCAGGUAUUAUGUAAUUGUGCAUCUGCCUUCAUUUAUACGUUCAUCUAGUUUUUUUUUUUUUAGCUCGCCAUCUCAAUUUGUUUAAAGGGAUGUCGAGCUUAAAGCUGAUUUCUGCGACUGAUGCACUGUAUUCAGGGUCAUUACUGAAGUCUAUAAACGAACAGCGGAAUGUUGGAUUGUUCUGUGAUGUCACCAUAAUUAUAAAUGACCGCAAAUUCAGAGCCCACAGGAACAUCCUGUCAGGAUCCAGCUCUUAUUUUCACCAGGUGUUCUGUGCUGCUGGACAGGUGAUAGAGCUGGAUUUUGUCAGGGCGGAGAUCUUUGAUGUAAUCCUGAAUUACAUCUACAGUUCUAAGAUCGUCCGCAUUCCCUCUGACUUGCUUGAAGAGCUCAUUACUGCAGGCCAGGCCUUGGGUGUGAAAUUCUUCGCUAAUCUGCAUGUGCCGCUCUCCCAAGUCAAGGGACUGCCUGGUUUAUCAAAAGAGUCCGGGGAGGAGCGUGUGAAAUGCAAGGAUGCCCUACAAAAUAAUGAUGUCAUCAGCCAGGUGCCUGGAUCAGGGUGCACGUCUAUUAUAACUGAAGCAUUUUCACUGUAUGCAGAAGAGUUUGAUCAGGGCAAUGACCUGGACAAAGGUGAUGUUCUAUUCAUCUCCAAACAAGCAUCCCAAAACAAAAGAGAUCCUGGCAACACACCCCAAAUCUCCAGGUCCUGUGAAGUGAUUGAUGAGGAUGGAUCUUCAGGGGCGGUUGCAUCCAAUGAAAAGAAAAUUAAAAGUUCUGAACCCAGUGAAGGUGUAAUAAAAGAGAAGGAUGACAGCAAUGCAUGUUCCUCUAAAAAAGUGGAGGGAAAUAAUCAACCUCUCCACAGUAGGUCCUCAGAUGCCCAGCUUGACUCAAGCUCACUGCCCACCCCUGCAGAGUCUCCAGUUGCUAAUGCCAGUAUGCACCAGUCACCUGCGCAUUCCUCCCUGUGCAACACACCAGCUACCCCAGCGCAGCUUAACCUUUCCCCCACCAAAUCCCCCAGCAGCUCCCUGCCAAAAGAAAAUCAACAGAUGUUGGCGGUCCAGAAGAAGGAGAUGGCAGUUUUGGAAAAGGCAACAACCCAAUCAGUGGAUUUCAAAAACAAUCAAUCGGAUGUUGGGUCAGUUAGCAGCAGCAACAAUGGGGCAAGCCUUGGCAGCCCUCAAUCUCUCACUGGGCUAAAAAAGACAAUAACAUUAGACAAGGCAUCAGAAAUUGAUUCCUUGUCUACUGGCUGCAAGGUCUAUGCCAACAUUGGGGAGAACACCUAUGAUAUUGUUCCUGUAAAAGAGGACCCAGGUGAAGGUGAUUCAAAAGCCAGCAGGGCGAGGAAGGCCCAAGUGCCCCCUUCUUUCAGUCCAGAUGCGUCUCCACACUCACCCCGGGGGGCUUCGAGCAAGAAGAAGGCGAAGGUUGAACAAGACGACCACUACGAGCUGAUCAUGGAUGGGAAGACCUUUUAUGUGUGCAUCAUCUGCAAGCGUCCCUAUGUGUGCUUGACUAGCCUGAGGCGUCACUUCAACACCCACUCCUGGGAGAAGAAGUAUCCCUGCCAUUACUGUGACAAAGUCUUCGCCCUUGCAGAGUACAGGACCAAGCACGAGGUUUACCACACGGGUGAGCGCCGUUAUCAGUGCCUGCUGUGCAAUGAGUUUUUUAUCAACUACCAGCUGCUCUCCUCCCACUGCAAGCAGGUCCACAACCAGGACCCCUCUGGCAGGAAGGAGAAAGAUGACACCAACAACAACCUGUACCGCCUCCUGCCCUGUAAGACCCUGCAGUUCAAGCCAUACUCGUACGUCACCGAUGGCUCUGGGGGAAUCCCGAUCAUCAAGGAGGAUGGGAUGGUCUACCAUGUGGACCCUUCAAAGGGGCCCAUGGCGGGUCAGGGGCCUCACCCUUCCAGCCAGGGCAAGCCGGUCAACUGGGAUGAUCUUUUUGUAGAGCCAGGAGUACGUGGCCAACCAGUUGCACAUGGCCCUCAGGGACCAUGUGCCCAGCCUGUUGCGCAUGGCUCUACAGGAACACGUGGCCAGCCUGUUGGGCAUAGCCAGCCAGUUCCACAUGGUCCACUAGGAGCACAUGCCCAACCGCUUGCACAGGGGUCGCCUGUUGCACACGGCGCACCUGGAGCGCAUGGUUCGCCUGUUGCACACGGCCCACCUAGAGUGCUUAGCUCACCUGUUGCACAUGGCCCACCUGGAGUGCAUGGCUCACCUGUUGCACACGGCCCACCUGGAGUGCAUGGCUCACCUGUUGCACACGGCCCACCUGGAGUGCUUGGCUCACCUGUUGCACACGGCCCCCCUGGAGUGCAUGGGUCGCCUAUUGCACACGGCCCCCCAGGAGCGCAUGGUUCGCCUGUUGCACACGGCCCACCUGGAGCUCAUGGUUCACCUGUUGUACACGGUCCUCCUGGAUCGCAUGGUUCACCUGUUGCACACGGCCCACCUGGAGCUCAUAGUUCGCCUGUUGCACACGGCCCCCCUGGUGUGCAUGGUUCGCCUGUUGCACAUGGCCCCCCUGGUGUGCAUGGUUCACCUGUUGCACAUGGCCCACCUGGAGCGCAUGGUUCGCCUGUUGCACACGGCCCCCCUGGUGUGCAUGGUUCGCCUGUUGCACACGGCCCCCCUGGUGUGCAUGGUUCGCCUGUUGCACAUGGCCCACCUGGAGCGCAUGGUUCGCCUGUUGCACACGGCCCAUCUGGAGCGCAUGGUUCGCCUGUUGCACACGGCCCCCCUGGAGCGCAUGGUUCGCCUGUUGCACACGGCCCACCUGGAGCGCAUGGUUCACCUGUUGCACACGGCCCACCGAUCAUGCAUGGCCCACCAGGAGCACAUGGCUCGCCCGUUGCACACGGCCCACCGGUUGCACUUGGCUCCCCUGUUGCACACGGCCCGCCAAUUACACACGGCUCACAAGGAGCACGUGGCUCACCUGGUGCCCAUGGCCCGCCUGUCGCCCACUGCCCGCCGAUUGUACAGGGCUCGCCAGGAGCACAUGGCCCACCAAGGGCGCACGGCUCACCCGUUUCACGCAGCCUGCCUGGGGUGCACAGCCAGCCAGAGGCACUCACCCAGCACCCAGAGAACAGUGUGAAUCCUGCCAAGGGCUCAUCAAAGUUUGAGUUUGGUGUACGAGAGACCUAUUGAAUUUUGAGGGUUAACUGCUGGGAAUUGUGCCUUCUAAGCAGGGUUUCCCCUUUGUGUGGUGUUCAAGGGUCCAGGAUGGAUUUCUAUACCUUACAGUGUAGCUGUUGUUUUAAACUAGUUGUGUGUAUGUAGGAAGCUCCCAUGUACAUCAGCACAAACUUAGUGGUCCUUGGCAUUGGUUGGCUUUUACAAAUUUUUAGUAAAAUCUUGUCAUUCGGUGAUGUAUUGUCUCUAUAUGUUUGAAAGUUGCUUGCUGUCCCGUAAUAUCAUAUAUCAUCAUAUUUCUGGACACAUAGCAUACAGAAAAAAAAAAAUAUAAACGAAUUAUCAGCACUUAGGUAAGACCCUCUCAGAGCAUCCACAACACUGUGUUCCAUUUAAAUCACUGAAGAUGGACAUUAAAGUACUUAGAAUCCCAUUUAUUCUGUUUUUUACACAAUUUAGAGUGAAGAUUGGUCUGAGAUGUGGUAGGGUAUCUGUAGAAAGAAUGAAAUGAUUACAGAAACACAAACCUCCACCAAAGACAUGGGAGAAAUGCUCACCUGAUAUUGGCCAUGAAUAGACUGUUGUAUACCUAUUUUAUUUUUCUGUGAGUGGUCAUGACUUUGUAUUGUUAUGAUACAAAGGACCUAUUAUGAAUUAUUGUGUCAUUUUGCAGAACACAACCUCAAGCUGUACAUGAGAUUCAGUGUAUAUAGAACUACAGUGUAUAGUGUAUGAGCACUAUACAGAUUUCAGAAUUACUUUGUAAAAUCAAGCUUAUUAAGUAAGUGUUGGUACUGAAUUUGUACUGAUUGUAUGAUGAUUGACAGACAUGGCUAAAUAGCACAUUUUCAUAGUAUUGUGCAGAGCAAGACCUGAAAACAUUUUAGAGAAAAGAUUCAUAGGCAAGAAGGAGGUGCUACUAACUAAUGACCUGAUGUGAACAAUAUCACUAGUGAUAUCCAGUCAUGCUGUCCAUGAAUUAACUAUUAUUUUCAGUGUUACAGAACUGGUUAAUACAAAGGUCCAAAGGUUUUGUUCAAAGGUCCAAACACCAGGUUCUUUGUCAGAGGUGCUUUAUAAGCUAAUCAUUAUUACAUUUUCACCACACUUAAAGUUUGAAUGGCACAUGGUGCAAUUUCCAAGAGAGGAACUGCAAUUGCUGCAUUUGUCAUUUUUGAUGGAAAAAAAUUGAACUUCAUCCAUUGAAAAGUAAAUAUUUAAUUUUAUAUUCAGCAGUAGUCCUCUAUAGCUGUACUUGGCAAAACAUAGUGGUGGGAUAUUGCAUAUAAAAUGGGCAAUUGAAAAAUGCUGCCUUUCUUGAAACAACUAAACCAUGACUGAACACCUCUAGAUGUAUGGAAUAUUACUGUUUUUUAUAUGCUGGCCAUAUAUCAUCCUCUCUUUUUAAAUGACUCCCGUUUGUACUGUUCCAAGAUGCUAAAAUACACUUACUGUACUUACUGUACUGUACUUAGGUGGUGCUGAGUGUUAGACCUUUUGCCUCAUAGUGCAAAACAGGAAAUCUGUCAUUCAAAUAACUUUUAUGUCUGUAUUCAGAAUGUCAGUGCUGUUUUGGGGCAGCACCUAGUGCAGGAAUUGUGAUUUUAAUGUUCUUUUUGUUUUUUUUUUCUAAUUUUGUCUUGUCUGUGUGUAGCUGCUUUGCAUUUUUUCAGUAGAAGGCAUAUUUGACUGUUUUUUUAAAAAUAUAUAUAUUAUGCAGGUAGUCAUUCUCUGUCUCAAUAUGUUGGAGAAUAAAAGCAGUUUUAGCUUUUAUGGUUUUUGAAGACAUUAACAACUGCGUGUUGUGUAAAUAAUUGUACUAAAGACCUCUUUUUCAUUUUAACAUUUGUUUACUUUGUUUUAAAACUUAUUUAUUAGGUCUUAGUGCUAUACAAAAUGGAAAUAAAAGUUUAUGGCGCUAAUGUUUCUGUUUCUGAAACUGAAAACUGUUUUAUGGGAUUAAUUAUUUGCAUCAGGCCUUUGCAACAAGGUAAGGAGUAUAUUGACCCUCCUUUUUUAAUAGAACAUUAAAACGUAUAUAUAUGCUUUUUUUUCAUUCACCAAGCCAUGGUGUGACUUUAGCCAAGGAAAGCUGAGAAGAAAUUGGCCAGGUAAGGAUGAACACUAGACUAGAGACAUGGGCAACUAAAGAGGAAUGCGCAUUUAGGUCCCAGCAUAAUAUUUAGCAUAUGCCACAGGAACCAACCAUUAUAUUUGGGUUUUUUUACUGAAUAUGUUUCAAAGCUAUAAUGUUUAUAAGUUAAUAUAUAGCCAUGAUUGUGCGUGAUUGGGACACGCAGAACACAAUACUCGCUUUUUGCUGGUCAUUAAGAGGCCAGGUAUGUUUUAGAAAAAUUGAGAUCCAGUCUUUUAUAGCUUUACUUUUUGGGCAAUGCAGAAGUAAACACUUGUUAGUGUUAGGAUUAUUGCAGUUCCGUCACAUUAUGCCUAUAAACCUAGAAAGUAAACAGACUCAACAAAUAGAAAGCUCUGGUAAGUACCCAGAAAUAUAUUGGGGGCUGCAUCACCCACUCACUUGGGUUUUGCAGUGCUGGUAUUUUGCUCCACAAUAGUGAGAUGAACACUGCUUUGAAAAAGCAUUAAAAGAAUGAAAUCUUGAAGUAAUUCUUCUCCAUGCUCCAUUGUUUUUGAUUAUAAAAAAGCAACAUUUUAGAUGUGCUUCACCAACUGCUUGGUCAGUUAGUCACAGAUGACUUGCAAGACCUGUUAAAAAAAUUGUAAACAAGAUGGCUGCCACAAUUCAGUGAAAUCAUCUAAUUUUGUUCAUAGUUGAAGUACGGAUGAUUAAAACAGCCAUAUUUUUAUUCAUUUGGCUAAAAGUCACACUGCUGAGGUGGGCUGGGUGUCAAGAGCUAUUAUAUCAAUGGUGCUAUCUUAACAUGGUUUGGUACCAUGUUUGAUUUUUAAUCAACCUUUCUGUGCUCGCAUUUCAUUGUAUACACUGUUGAAAUUAAACAUAUUUCCAGAUCC
Molecule: messenger RNA, 6878 nt
Organism: Anguilla anguilla (European eel)
Lineage: Eukaryota; Metazoa; Chordata; Actinopteri; Anguilliformes; Anguillidae
Product: transcriptional regulator Kaiso-like
Exons: 2
Coding region: 816-3902 (1028 amino acids)
Biological process (GO): regulation of transcription by RNA polymerase II
Cellular component (GO): nucleus
Molecular function (GO): RNA polymerase II cis-regulatory region sequence-specific DNA binding; protein binding; DNA-binding transcription factor activity, RNA polymerase II-specific
Source: RefSeq, a predicted model, not a curated record